GGAAGUGACGGCUUUUUCAUGGACGCUGUCACGUCUCCAAGUUCUAUUUUUAGAUGUAAUAAUAACCACCCCUCCUAACUUUUGGACUUGCAACAUCAAAACCAAGAGAUCUCGUUGCCCUUGCUGUCUGAUAAUGAUAAUUGGCAGUAGAAGAUUGAAAUGGAGUAAUGGACUCACCGUGUUUCAGCUUAAAGUUGUAGGAGAAGACAGAGGGAGUACUAUGGGGAAAGGCAGCAGGGUUUCGAGGGCUCUAUUUGGAGGUUUUGUAUUAGUGGGAGUCAUUUGGUUACUUUGUGUUGGAAUAAUGAGAGACAAUGGUAGUGUAGCCUUGACGACUUCGACAACAACAUCACAUGAUGAUUUUGAGCAUUUGACUUGGACUGGAAGGGCGAAUAAUCCUGAUCAUAGUCGUCGGAAUCUGGGUUUCCAUUUCGUGAGCAAGAGAAGAGUACCUAAUGGUCCUGAUCCUAUCCACAACAGGAGAGCAGGCAAGUUUAGGCAACCCCCUGGUCGAGCCUAAACGGUGCCAAGGAGACCAUGGCAGGCCUCAAACUAGUGAGGAAAGCAAUCUGUGAGAUGAUUUGUUAAUAUUUUAAUUAGUUCCCUUUCAACCACUAGAAAAUUUUUGGCUGAAAAUGUGCUCGAGGGGGGCACAGAUUUGUUAUUGUUAGGUUCUGUUACAUUUUCUUUGUCAGUUAAUGGUGAUCAUGCCAUUCUCGCAGAUUCUAUGGUAUUCCCUUGUUCUGUUAUACUCUUUUUAAAAAAUAUAUAUAUAUAGUUGCUCCUGCAUAAUGAUUUUGA
This is a messenger RNA of Tripterygium wilfordii, 801 nucleotides long. RefSeq names its product CLAVATA3/ESR (CLE)-related protein 25-like. Bases 134 to 520 code for a protein of 128 amino acids. NCBI's taxonomy places the organism in Eukaryota, Viridiplantae, Streptophyta, Magnoliopsida, Celastrales, Celastraceae. The record is from RefSeq and is a predicted model, not a curated record. The transcript is spliced from 4 exons.